Apis dorsata (giant honeybee) is the source of this 2718-nucleotide messenger RNA. RefSeq names its product innexin inx1 (gene ogre). Gene Ontology annotation, molecular function: gap junction channel activity. NCBI's taxonomy places the organism in Eukaryota, Metazoa, Arthropoda, Insecta, Hymenoptera, Apidae. Gene Ontology annotation, cellular component: plasma membrane; gap junction. The transcript has 4 exons. The record is from RefSeq and is a predicted model, not a curated record. Bases 1139 to 2224 code for a protein of 361 amino acids.
CAGAUCGAAAGAGUUUCCCUCUCGCCCCUCUGCUGAACAACAAGCCACUGACUUCUCGUCAGUCGACGUUGAAGACUGCUACGUACAUACGUGUAUAUGCUCGACACAAUUCGGUGUUGGCUACUCGCAACCCGUUCAUCGGACGAUCUAUCUGAACGAUAUAUUGAGAGAAAAAAUUCUGCGCGAAGAGGAGAGAGAGAGAGAAAGAGAAGGAGAAAGAGGGGGUUCGUGGCACGCUGAGAGAGUUCAAGGUGUUGCACAACUUUGCGUCAGGCUGUGUUUCUCUCUGAGAAAUCCUCGACUGACGAAAAAAACAGCAGCAGAUUGAUAGUGAGUGUCGUAGCUUUGACACAAAGCGAAAAAUUAAUCGGUUUAGUGGCGUGACAUAGCGCGAUUACGGAGAUCGAGAAAACUAGACGAAACGAGCGCGCGUCUCGAUUACAUGUAGCUCUAUCUAUCAAGGAAUCACAGAGAUCACGUGGAAAAAGACAUACAAUCGAUCCAGAAAACACUGUUUGCUUCCAGUAACACGUACGGUUAUUUGUUUACCACGACUCACCUGAACGUUUUCUGAACGUGUUUAACGCCUUCGAACCGAUUGAUUGGCGGCAAAAAAUGUUGACAGGACACGUUUGUUUCGUUAAGGCAUUCCAGAAUUAAAUUCUUGCCAGAAGAUAACCGUGUGCGUGUGUAAAGUCUAAAGUGGCCGUUCGCGAUCUCGUUCAACGUGGUUCGGUGACCGAUCGCGUGUGCGCGCGCGCACACUCUCUUCUGUCCGAAGAAAGAACAAGAAGCAGUGGUGGAGUAGGGCAGAAGAAAAGGAAGAAGGACGCCAAAGGAGAAGGAGAACCGGGAGAAAAGGAAAAGAGGGAGGCACGCCGCGUGGACACAGCCGUACGAUCGUGUGUCUGUUUCGUUUCGUUUUACCGCUUUUCGAGUCUGAGCUGGUAGAUGAAGACUCGGGAAAGUUUCAGUUAAUAUCCGAUUUUUCCGAUACGUGUUUCUCUUGUUUUUUUCUCUUUUGUUUUUUUUUUCGUUCGUGAACGAUUUUACCACGUGGGAAUAAUCGUGCAAAGGAGAAGAAAACAUACGAGGAUUGUAAACAACCUAACGCAUCGUUUGAUUAAAGAAAACAAUCAUGUAUAAACUACUAGGAGGUCUUGGACAAUACUUGAAAUGGCAGGAAAUCACAACAGAUUCUAUGGUGUUUCGGUUACACAACCACUUUACAACGGUGCUACUUUUCACGUGUUCGAUGGUAAUCACGGCCACCCAAUACGUAGGCAAUCCGAUCUCCUGCAUCGUUCAGGGUUUACCCACGCACCCUAUCAACACUUAUUGCUGGAUAACUUCUACAUUUACUAUGCCGGACGCAUUUAAUCGGCAGGUUGGUCUAGAGGUGGCGCAUCCAGGAGUAGCGAACGACUUCGGCGAUGUAGAUGCGAGGAAAUAUUAUACUUAUUACCAAUGGGUGUGCUUUGUGUUAUUCUUCCAGGCAGUACUAUGCUACGUUCCACAAUGGUUAUGGAAUAUGUGGGAGGGCGGUUUGAUCAACGCACUGGUUAUGGGUAUGAAUCAAGGUCUCGAUCACGAAGAUAAUAUUCAAAGAAAGAAAUCUACGCUUAUGGUUUAUUUAAUGCAAUAUAGAAAGACACACAACACGUAUGUGUACCGGUAUUUCGCCUGCGAGGCCCUCUGUCUUGUCAAUAUUUUCCUUCAACUGUACCUGAUGAAUCGGUUUUUCGACGGCGAAUUCCUCAGCUAUGGACUGCGAGUUUUACAAUUAUCCGAUGUCCCACAAGAAGAACGUGUAGAUCCUAUGGUCUACGUCUUUCCACGCGUUACCAAAUGCAUUUUCCACAAGUAUGGUGCAUCAGGAACCAUACAGAAGCACGACUCUCUAUGUAUUCUACCGUUGAACAUCGUCAACGAAAAAACGUAUAUUUUCAUCUGGUUCUGGUAUACUAUUCUAUCGAUUUUGUUGAUCGGCUUGAUGGUCUACAGAGCUGCCAUAAUCUUCGCCCCAGCCGUCAGACCAAGAUUGCUUCAUCUGUCAUCAAGACUUCUCUCCAUAGAAACCUGCAACAGUAUCAGCAAGAAGAUUGACCUUGGCGAUUGGUGGCUUCUCUACAUACUCUCUUCUAACAUGGACUCGUUGAUUUACAGGGAUUUCUUGCAAGAGCUUACUAAAAAAAUGAGCGAUUCACAUUCAGUCGUUGCCUAGAUUACAUUUUGCUAUUUUACAAACUAAAAUUAAAAGACAUGGAUUGAAAGAAUAAUAGAAUUAUGGACUGAUUCGUUGAUUGGUCAAUAGGCAGAUUCUAUAUUUUCUGCUGAGAGAUUAUUUUUACUGUAGAAAAUUAAAGAAAGUUAAGUCGUUGAAAGAAAAUAUAUAUGUAAAUCUGCGCAUUUAUAUAAAUGAAGCGAGAAUUCAUAAAGAGAUAUUUUCCUAACUUAGCGCUUAAAGAACGAAACAAUUGCUAUAUACGACUGACGUAGAAAAUGCGAUGAAGACAUUCCUAAUGCCGCAUUAAAGUGACCACUUUAGGAUCUCUGUAUGUGUGCUCGUGCGUGCGUAUUUGUGUGUGCGUAUGUAUAUGUGGAUAUGGUAGCUGCGUGUUAUGUAUACUCACGCGUGCAUCAUCAUUGUUUCUCAACGAUUAGGUCUCGAGAGAAUCGUUCUGUAUCUUUUCAUUUAGUGUUCGUUUUCCAAAGCAA